CGGAGAACUAGCGUACAUCGGCGGCCUGCCAUGACACAAAACUCAGCUAGUAAGCUACUGAAUAGAGAUGCCAGCCAAGACAAGAAAACAUGCGGAAACGGGUUCGUGAAGAGCCACUGCUUGUUCCAACAGAAGCGCUACCGCCGCCCGGCGGAGAAGAAUCAUCAUGCUUCAUGCACCUCACUGCUUUACAACAAGCUGUUUGUGGAGUCAUUUGAGGAGACGCCAUUACUGGUAGCCGUCCUUACUUACAUGGGAUAUGGCAUCCUCACCAUUUUUGGAUAUUUGCGAGAUUUCCUUAGAGACUGGAAGUUUGAGAAGUGUCAUCUGGCAAGAGAAAGAGAAGAACAGAAGGAUUUUGUUCCACUGUACCAGGACUUUGAGAACUUUUACACCAGGAAUCUGUAUAUGAGGAUCAGAGACAACUGGAACAGGCCCAUAUGCAGUGUUCCUGGAGCCAAGAUGGAUCUAGUGGAGCGGGUCACUCCAGACUACAACUGGACCUUUGAGCACACUGGGAAGGUUCUGAAGGAUGUUAUCAAUAUGGGCUCUUAUAACUACCUCGGUUUUGCUGAGAAUUCUGGCACAUGUGCUGAUGCUGCCGCUUACAGCACUGUAAAAUAUGGUGUCGGGGUAAGCAGCACCAGACAGGAGAUAGGAAAUCUUGACAAACACGAGGAGUUGGAGAAGCUGGUGGCCAGGUUUCUUGGAGUGGAGUCAUCCAUGGUGUUUGGAAUGGGCUUUGCUACAAACUCCAUGAAUAUCCCUGCGCUCACAGGAAAAGGUUGUCUGAUCUUAAGUGAUGAGCUCAAUCAUGCAUCUCUGGUUCUGGGUGCCCGUCUCUCUGGCUCUACCAUUCGUGUAUUCAAACACAACAAUAUGCAGAGUCUGGAGAAGAUGCUUCGGGAUGCCAUUGUACACGGACAACCUAGAACCCACCGACCCUGGAAGAAGAUCCUAAUUGUUGUUGAAGGCAUUUACAGCAUGGAGGGCUCAAUUGUCCGACUUCCUGAGAUCAUUGCGCUAAAGAAAAAAUACAAAGCUUACCUGUACCUGGAUGAGGCCCAUAGUAUCGGAGCGCUGGGAACACGAGGCAGAGGUGUGGUGGACUACUUUGGCCUGGAUCCGUCUGACGUUGACAUCAUGAUGGGCACCUUCACCAAGAGCUUUGGUGCCGCUGGAGGAUACAUCGGAGGAAAGAAGGAGCUGAUUGAUUACCUCCGCUUGCAUUCUCACAGUGCAGUUUAUGCUACCUCAAUGUCCCCGCCUGUCACUCAGCAGAUUAUCACUUCUAUGAAGUGCAUUAUGGGAGAGGAUGGCACCACAUUAGGUCAAGAAAGACUCCGUCAGCUGUCAGAAAACACAACCUACUUUCGCCGGAGAUUGCAUGAGAUGGGCUUUAUCAUCUAUGGAAACAAUGACUCCCCUGUUGUACCCUUGAUGCUUUACAUGCCAGCUAAAAUCGGAGCAUUUGGGCGGGAGAUGCUGAAGAGGAACAUUGGCACAGUGGUAGUUGGGUUUCCUGCAACACCCAUCAUUGAGUCCCGAGCACGUUUCUGUGUUUCUGCCGCCCACACAAGAGAAAUGCUGGACACUGCUUUAAAUGCCAUCAGUGAAGUUGGAGAUCUGCUUCAGCUGAAAUACUCAAGAAAGUACAGGGGUGAAGAAAGCAGCUGUUUUUCCUAUCUGGAGAGCCACCAGGACUAGCAAUUUCCCAUGAUGAACAGGUUGUCUUUACCCCUGAGAAACAUGUUUUCUUUUCUGUCUGUCUAUUUUGUGUAUAACGUAUUCAUCAUUUACAUGUCAAUUCAAUUCAGCGGGUGUUCACUGAUGCUCACAAAUUGACCAAAUUUUCAAGUCUUACCUCUGGGUUUAGUAACCAAUAUUCAUUUCAUUGUGGAAGAUACAUUGUAGAAGAGAUCUUACUUUCCUGUGUUCAACAUCAGAAACGACACAGCAGGGUGCAAAUUACAGGGGGGUUUCCGGAGGUCUAAUUAACGCUCGAUCACUCCUGAAGGACAUCAAAACAAGAUGACGCGGCCUGCACUUUAAUAGUUAAGAAAUAGUUUGCUCUGAUCUGUAUCUUAAAUAAGAUUAAUAAUUAAAACACUAGAUUACUUCAAUAUACAUUUGAACACCCCUAUAAUGGUUCAUACCAUUGUAAAUGCAUGUUUGCACCUCAAAAUAUUGCGGAAACCGCCAAAUGUAGAGCACUAACAGACAGUGUAAGUGUUCACAAAACAUGUUUCUUUAAAAAAAAGGUGUUUGUAGAUGUCUGCAAAACGAGAUAAAUAGUUUGUAUUUUAUUAUAAACUGACUCGAACAUGGAAGUUAAACAGUAAAAUAAGAAAUAAUCUUUCAUAGUCAUCCCAAUAUCAUUGAGAACCACUUAAUAUCCCUAAAACACUGAAAACAAAAUAGAUGUAACUGAAUUAAAUAUAUAAAUUUGGUUCAUUGAGGCGUAUUACUGAACACCCCACCAAUCGUCAAUGUAUAAUGCGCACCCUGUGACACAAGAUAAAUCUGCUUUGGUGUCGGAACUAACUUUCUGCAUUAGCAUAAUAUUCAGUUUUCUAGACAAAUAUAUAAGUACGCAAAAUCAUUUUCCAAAAUAUCAGGCUUUUUGCCUUGUUUUCCAUUUAUAAUGUCUGCAACGAUGGAAUUUACUCAGGGCGAAGGUUGGAUAAUGUAAAAAAAAAAAUUUCUUUGGUCACUAUUUUGAUGGUCUGUUUGUUGAAUUGAAGUUGCAUUGCAUCACAUGUUAACUAAUUCUCAUUAGAUUAUAAGUAGACUGUUAGGUUGGGGUUAGUGUAAGUUGACAUGUACUUGCAGAGUUUCCUUUAGUCAGUUAAAUGUCUGUUGAAGCAGCAGUAUUAACAGAUAUUAAGUAGGCCGUCUGCUAAAUAGGCCUCUAAUUUUUUUUGCACGAUGUCUGUUUGGUAAAUAUUACAAAUUUUAUCUCGAUAUGUUUUAAACAUAACAAUAACCACAUACAAAUUAUUAAAUUGUAUUCUAUUGCAGUUUCCCCAGCCAUAUUAGCAUAGCUAUAAAAAAAAAGACUUUUAUUAGAACAGUGUUUCUCAACCAUGCUUCCAGAGGACCACCAGCUCUGCUCAUUUUCCGUGUCUUCUUAACCAAACACACCUGAUUCAGAUCACCAGGCCAUUAGGAGAGACUGAAAUAGGUGUUACAGACAAAGGAGACAUCCAAAACAUGCAGUGCUGGUGGUUGAUAAACACUGUGUAAGAAAACAAGCAGAGGUCCUGACUAUGACAACUUUUAUUUAUUUAUUUUUUUUGUGCGUGUAUAAUAAAACCGUGAUUAAGACACUCACACCAAAAUAACACUUUUAUUUUUUGUGGUGUACUUCUAUGCAAGUGUAAUCAAGCUUUAAAAGCUUGAAAUAAGCUCGAAUUUAAUACAUAUCCAAAAAAAAAAACUAAGGACAGAGGAGAGAAUCUAUUAUAGUAGAACAUGAAAUAACUAAGAGAUUAUACAUAUCAAUAUUAAAGUGUCUAUAAAAUAUCGACUUAUUUAUUAAUACACAUUUCAGUUUAUCUGCUCUUUACCUAGCGCAUACUAUGUUUGCGCAAGUCCUCAAAUCUUCAAAUAUAAAUCUUUUCAUAGGUGAUUCAGCAAUGUCUUAAUGAACUUUUAAGGAGGAAUAUUGACAUCCUCGGUUUCAUUUCAUCAGCUUUCUAUUUAAAUGAUGCGUGUUAAUUUCAGUUGUGGCACUUUUCACAAAUAGGAUGCAGUUUGGUGUACCUCACCUUUGUUUUUGCAUCAUUGUUUUUAUUUAUUUAUUUUUUUAAAGACUGAAAGAGAAAGUUCCAUACUGCUUGUAGAGAGAAAUCUCCAAACACCACUAAAAAAAAUUGUUAACUUGAAUUGAUAACAAUUCAAAAAUCUUUAUUUAUUGAUAAAGUUUAAAACUGAAAACUUCCUGACAUCUGUAAAAGAGUUUUAAUCCAUCAUUUGUAUUCUUAUCUGUGGAAAGUGCCUUCAUGUCGUACUUGAAUAUCUGUUACUUGCUGACCAAUUGCAGCUUGUUAAGUGUAUGACGUCUUAGCCAGGGCAUUUCACAAGAAAUACUCAUUUUAUUUAUUGAGUCAACAGAAACAGGCUGACACUGAACAGAAACAGGCUGACACUGCGUUUAACAUUUCAUUCUUUACGUCUGCUGUUAACAGGCAGCGGUAAAGAGAUAUUCAUGUUGCCUUUUGUAUUCAGUAAUUGCUUCUGAGUUUAAUAUUAAGAGUUAUGAGUUCUUACCUUGUGUUCUUCUUAGUGCUAAAUACGGGUCACUGUUUUGACACAUGAAGAUCUGUGUGUAUGAUGAUGAGGCUUGUGAAUGCCUGUCGGAUGUACAUUUUUUUCAUUCCCUUUUGUGUUCUGAAGUCGUGUUCUUAAUCCGAAAGGCAGCUCUACAUAUGUCUCUGAAUGCAGAGGUUUGUAUGCAGGACUUUAAAAUCUCAGAGCUACUGAUGACUGUUAGGAGAUGCAGAUAUGACCGUGGCAUGUACUGUAGGUUUUAAGUAGCCUUUAUAAAUGUAUGUAAUGCCAGCGAGCUGCAUUUGACUGUGAAACCAAAGGGCAUUCCACAUUCAGUUUGUCUGUUUAUUAGUUUGUCUCUUCGUUUUGUAUUGCAUUGUUCAUCAAAGAUGCGUCCUAUCACAAUUGUAAUGUUUGUCUUUGCAAGAAACUGACAUUCAUUGAAUGUGACUGAUCAUUUGUUUUUGAUGAUAAUAAAUAACAUAUUGAAAAGUGA
Messenger RNA from Danio rerio (zebrafish), 4768 nucleotides. RefSeq names its product serine palmitoyltransferase, long chain base subunit 2b (gene sptlc2b). The record is from RefSeq and is marked provisional. Gene Ontology annotation, molecular function: transferase activity; pyridoxal phosphate binding; serine C-palmitoyltransferase activity. Gene Ontology annotation, cellular component: endoplasmic reticulum membrane. Lineage: Eukaryota; Metazoa; Chordata; Actinopteri; Cypriniformes; Danionidae.